Sorghum bicolor (sorghum) is the source of this 1189-nucleotide messenger RNA. RefSeq lists its product as uncharacterized. The record is from RefSeq and is a predicted model, not a curated record. Bases 218 to 1006 code for a protein of 262 amino acids. The transcript is spliced from 2 exons. Lineage: Eukaryota; Viridiplantae; Streptophyta; Magnoliopsida; Poales; Poaceae.
UGACUUCACAGAGGAAGAGGAGCAUAUCAUUUGCAGCCUCUACAUUAGCAUUGGAAGCAGGUGGUCCAUCAUUGCAGCGCAGUUGCCGGGGCGAACAGACAACGACAUCAAGAACUACUGGAACACCAAGCUGAAGAAGAAGCUCCUCGGAAAGCGCGCGCCGUCGCGGCGCGCGAGGGCGAACCAGGAUCCCUACCUCGCCGCGGGGGCCGGCAACAUGUGCAGCACCAGCGGCGGCGUCAAUAACAACAGCGCCGCCGCCGCGACGUCCACGCAAGCCCUAAGCGCGUCGGCUCUCGAGCGGAUCCAGCUCCACAUGCGCCUCCAAGGCAUCUACGGCGCGUUCGGCUGCAGCGCCGACGCCAACGACGACAGCAACGCCGCCGCCGUCGCGGCGGCGCCGCAGUGGCCGAAGCUUGAGGCGCUGCUGCAGGCGAAUAGGCUGCUCCCUGGGUCACUGCCGGCGGACGCCAUGGCCACAACCGUGAGCGUGCAACAGCACCAUCAGCAUCUGGUCGACCACCAGAGCCUCGCCGCCGGCGCCAGUGAUGCGGCGGCUGUCGAGGGCGAGCAGCAACUCAGCUCUGCCGGUGGGGCAGCAAACUACAUGGCGCCGGGUGGUUUCUUCGAGCGCCCCAAGCUAGGGUUUUACUCUCCAUCCGCCGAGGCCGAAGCCCCCGCCGGCGGCGGCGUAGAGAUGAAUUCGGGCGCCCCGAUGGUUGGCGGCGGCUACGGUGGCGCCGGGUUCGGAGCGCAUCAUCAGCACGACGAGCUAUACGACUUCCUGUACAGCAAGUACGGAUCAGUGGGGGAGCUGGCGCACGACGGGCAUGUUCCAACGUUGCCGGAGCUGCAGUGCCCGGAUGGCGCUGCCGUCGUCGGAGCCGAUGAGAAGUUCUCGGCAUGGACCGCGUCCGCCUGCGAUUACGGCGCGGCCGGUGGCCAUCAGAUCCAGCAGGGAAACUCCAUUAUGCACGAUUACGUGCUAGGCGGCUAUGAUCAAUGAGAGUAGGGUUUUGGUGUCGCGUGUCGUAUUUGUGUGUGUAAAAUUCUAGAGCUUAUAUAUAGUUCAUUUUCCAAAUUGUCCAGUCCAUAUAGUUAUAUAUGUAUGUUUCGUUUCGAUUGAUCUUAAAACUUGCUGUUAAUAUACAAUGGAUGCGAAUUAGUAAUUCAAUCAAUAUAUUAUAUA